CUAUGUAACCUCUAGACAUAUUUGUCUCUAGCAAAACGUGUGCACAGUAUUUGACGAUUUUAAAAGCUUACAGUUUUUAAGCAUUUAUCAGACUUCCUGUGUUGCAGAAAUUGUUGAAGGUCAUGGAGGAAAAUGAUAAGAAUGAGGCGUUUUACUAUAACCAUGAGAAUAUUUACUGUAACUCUGUUGUACAACAAAGUAAGAAAACAGAAGGAGAAAAAAUGCAAACUAUUGCAGAAGUCACUCUGGACUCUCACAAGACAUACAAAAAGACAACAGCAAGCAGAAGGAUUCUGUAUAUUGUGAUGUGUAUUAUAUUCCUGCUGAUAAUUAGCAUUGUCAUGACUGUUCUAUAUUUGCAGCAGUCAAAACAACUGAAACAAUCAAACCAGGCUAUUGUUUUACUAAAUUCCAGUUUUCAAAUUAAGCUAAUACAAUCAAAAGAAGAGCUUAAGAACAUGACUUGUGAUCAGACAAGCCUUCAAUUGCAACUGAAGCAAGCAGAACUGAAAAUCACUAACUUGAUAGAGAGCCAGACAUAUCUUCAAACACAGCUCAGGAAAGCACAACAAAAUAUCACAGAGUUCACCAGAAGAAUGCAGGUCGAGUGUUGCGAACCACAAUGGGAAUUGUUUCGAUUCCACUGUUACUACUUCUUUGAAGAUUCUAAAGACUGGUUUGCUGCCCAGACUUAUUGCAAACAUUUAUCUGCAGAUUUAGUGGUUAUCAAAAGUAAGGAAGAACAGGAAUUUAUAAAACUUGAGCAAACAAUCCAUGGUGGCAUUUAUUGGAUUGGAAUGACAGACAAUGAAACAGAAGGGACAUGGAGAUGGGUAGAUGGAACUCCUUGUAAUUCUUCAAGUGGAAAUCCAGUGUACUGGGACAGUAAUCAGCCCAAUAACAAUGGCGAUGAAGACUGUGCUAUAAUGUAUCCUGACGGAACAUGGCAUGAUUACAGCUGUAGUGACACAUUUAGAGUGAUCUGUGAAAAAACAGCCUAUACCUGUUAUUUUAAAGGAUAACUUUAAUAAUAGCAAUAAAGUUCUCAUUUGGAAAAUCUCACAGAUCAGGCUCGGCUCAACUGUAUAAAGAUAUGUUAGACAAUAUACGUCUAUGUUAUCUUGCUUUGCCAGUGAAAGUAAUAUGAAUACAUUUUAUGACAUUCAGUCUGUCUUCAUAGUUCAGAACCCCUGAUAAUACUUAACAUAGUGUUGCUUGUGACUUUACUAAUAACAUUUUGUGUGUAUUUGUUUUAAUAUCAGAAAUAAUAAACUUGCAUUCAUUUUAUAUUCAUGCAUUAGUUAUAAAUAACAUUUCAUUACAGAGUUUUGAGUAUUAAAUUAAAGAUUGCUUAAAUAA
Molecule: messenger RNA, 1359 nt
Organism: Protopterus annectens (West African lungfish)
Lineage: Eukaryota; Metazoa; Chordata; Ceratodontiformes; Protopteridae
Product: CD209 antigen-like protein E
Exons: 6
Coding region: 123-1022 (299 amino acids)
Molecular function (GO): signaling receptor activity
Source: RefSeq, a predicted model, not a curated record